GGAAGUGCUCCGCGGCUCCGGGAGCCGGCUCUCAGGGCCGAGACAUGGCCCGGGGCCCCGGCCAGCUAAGUGGGCCUCAUCUAGACACUGUCACCAUGCCCAAGAGAGGGAAGCGGCUCAAGUUCCGGGCCCACGACGCCUGCACGGGCCGAGUGACCGUGGCGGAUUAUGCCAACUCAGAUCCGGCGGUUGUGAGGUCUGGACGGGUCAAGAAAGCCGUGGCCAACGCUGUUCAGCAGGAAGUAAAAUCUCCUUGUGGCUUGGAAGCCUCCCGGGUUCCUGCAGAGGAGGCUCUUUCUGGGGUGGGUGAGCCGUGUGACAUCAUGGACAGCAGUGAUGAGAUGGAUGCUCAGGAGGAAAGCACACAUGAAAGAUCAGUCUCCAGAAAAAAGAAAAGCAAGAGACACAAAGUAGACCUGGACGGGGCCGGAGGGGAAGAGUAUCCUAGGGAUAUUUGGCUGCUGCUGGCUUCCUAUAUCCGUCCUGAGGACAUUGUGAACUUUUCCCUGAUCUGUAAGAACGCUUGGACUGUCACUUGCACUGCUGCAUUUUGGACCAGGUUGUACCGAAGGCACUACACGCUGGAUGCUUCUUUGCCUUUGCGGCUGCGACCAGAGUCCAUGGAGAAGCUGCGCUGUCUCCGGGCAUGUGUGAUCCGAUCUCUGUACCAUAUGUAUGAACCAUUUGCUGCUCGAAUCUCCAAGAAUCCAGCCAUUCCGGAAAGCACUCCCAGCACACUAAAGAAUUCCAAAUGCUUACUUUUCUGGUGCAGAAAGAUUGUUGGGAACAGACAAGAACCAAUGUGGGAGUUCAACUUCAAGUUCAAAAAACAGUCCCCUAGAUUAAAGAGCAAGUGUACAGAACGGUUGCAACCACUCAUUCAGUAUGAGGAUGUUCACACCAACCCUGACCAGGACUGCUGCCUGCUGCAGGUUACCACCCUCAAUUUCAUCCUUAUUCCUAUUGUCAUGGGGAUGAUAUUUACCUUGUUUACUAUUAAUGUGAGUACAGACAUGCGGCAUCACCGAGUGAGAUUGGUGUUCCAAGAUUCUCCUGUCCGUGGUGGUCAGAAUCUGCGCAAUGAACAGGGUGUGCAAGUCGUCCUGGACCCAGUACACAGUGUUCGGCUCUUUGACUGGUGGCAUCCGCAGUAUCCAUUCUCCCUGAGAGUAUAGUUACUGCUUCCCAUCCCUUGGGACAGCUUCCAGUCUAGUCCGUUAGUAAUCAGAUUCUGUUUGGAGGGGCAGCUGGAUUGUAUAUCUGAUUAGUGAUGCACGUGCUGUUUGGGUUCCUGGGGCUCCUAUUGCAGGAGGUGGAAAGGUUGAAUCAAGAGGAAAACCAGCUAUGAUUUAUACAUAUUUUAAUGUAAACUUUGCAUAUUUGAAAGGAGAAACCUGGCCUCAUUUUCUGUGUUAAACCCCAAUUGGUGCUGUUGAGUUGGUUUAUUCUUUUAUCUCAACAAAAAUGGUUGAUCUUGUGCU
Messenger RNA from Peromyscus eremicus (cactus mouse), 1481 nucleotides. RefSeq names its product transmembrane protein 183-like. Gene Ontology annotation, molecular function: protein binding. The record is from RefSeq and is a predicted model, not a curated record. Gene Ontology annotation, biological process: regulation of protein stability. Bases 45 to 1175 code for a protein of 376 amino acids. NCBI's taxonomy places the organism in Eukaryota, Metazoa, Chordata, Mammalia, Rodentia, Cricetidae. Gene Ontology annotation, cellular component: SCF ubiquitin ligase complex. The transcript has a single exon.